Molecule: messenger RNA, 2964 nt
Organism: Cercospora beticola
Lineage: Eukaryota; Fungi; Ascomycota; Dothideomycetes; Mycosphaerellales; Mycosphaerellaceae
Product: C2H2-type zinc finger protein
Biological process (GO): regulation of transcription by RNA polymerase II
Molecular function (GO): DNA-binding transcription factor activity; RNA polymerase II cis-regulatory region sequence-specific DNA binding
Source: RefSeq, a predicted model, not a curated record
GACGGAGGUGAGACCAGACCACAGCUCCAGGGUGGUGCACCACCUCACAUCACGCAAGGAAUCGGCGGAAGCUCUUCAGACUGCCCUUGCAAGAAUGCCCUGGAACGGCCGCCAGCAUGGAAACUCGUAACAACUUCACCGUCGAUCACAAGGUGGAUUUGCUGAAAUACCUCAUUCGCACCUCUCACACCUGGACCGACGCGGACCUCGCCGCCUUUUUCACGCACGUGCAGAACACCUUUGCCGGCUUCAAGGGCACCAAGUGGGAGGAUCAAGAUUUGGAGACGAAGCUGCGGAAAGAGGAGCGUUUGUGGUUGGCAGAAUGUGCUGGCAGUCGUCCACGCCGGCGAGGGCACGAGAAGGGCUCGUACUAUGACAAUGCCAUGACCACGUGGAAGGAGAUCUGGAAUGAGCUCUUGAUCAAAGACUGGCAGAAUGAGGUUGAUUGCGGACGAACAUAUGACCAGGUGCCUGCAUCGUUGCGGGACAAGUUGGUGUUUCCCACUCGCCCUUCUGCUUCCACCACAAGCUCCAAGUCACCCUCCGGCACGCCUCAGGCCCCACUCAUGACUGCGGCGGACUCACAGAAGCCGGCCGACGUUGUGCUCGAGUUCGAUGAAGACAAAUUAAAAAGCAUCAUCGACAACGCAGUGCAGGAAGCUCUUCGCAGGGGCGACAAGGAUACAGCUCUUGCGGUGCAGACAGUGUAUAGGGACUCGCAAGAGAUCUGGGAGCUCAGGUAUCUGCUCGAGCAGAUUUUUAAGCAAACUGCGAACGCCGAGCAGACCUCCCGCUUUCACAAGUACAUUCGCGCGGCGAAGCGCAAAGUCAAAUUGCAAAAGGCACAGCAGCAAGCCGACAAAGUGCGGCAACAAGGCGACCGACGAGCGCACAAAUUCGCACCCGUCGCCAAUAUGGGCAAAGGUAGUAACAGUGUCGCGCCGAUCGAGGCUAAGCGGCCAGACCACGCUCCUGCGCCUGCUGUUCAGCAGAAGCUCGAGCCCCUAUCUCCCGCGGACGCUGGUCCUUCGCAGUGGCCAGCUGCUGAAAUCGACGAAAACAACGCCGGCAUGGCCGACACUGUACACGCAGAUACUCCAGAUGCUCAGCUGGCGGCCGAGGAGAAGAGUGCUGAGCAGCAGGCGACUCGCACGGCGAAAACAAAUGGGAGCUCUGCAUCGGCCGAAACUGCUGUCACGUCAGAUAGUGGCUACGAUACUACUGACAAGCAACCCCAUCGCGACCCAUUGGUGACCAAGAUAUUGGGCAACUUGCAGCACGAGCCAUCUGUGAAGAGGUUGUUGCGCUAUGACCGAGCAUUGCCAACAUCAGCAAACAUCAAGCAGCUGCGCAAGCGGGAAUCAGCUUUGGAGGCUAUCAAGGACAUCAUCACUGCCCAUCCCGCCGCAAAGUCUGAUCUCACGGUACUUGCAAAGCGGCUGCAGGAGCGAAGCGCUCGCGAAACCGCGGCUGACGGCGAGCAAGCGACUGCUGGUGCCGAACACAGCGAAGAUGAAGGCUCAGACCACGGCCUCGAGGAGCAAGAAGCAGAGGGCGUCACUCCGCAGACCCGACGCUCUUUACGGCCGCGUCGCUCAAUUGGAGAGGAGAGCAGCGAGCAAGUCAGUUCUGAGCGCCGCCGCACCCACAAGUGGCCAUGUCCAAUGGCCCAGGAAGCUGGCUGCGAUCAAUGGUUCAGCUCCUCUGGACAUGCCAUUCGUCACGCAAACAUUCACAGCGGCGUGAAAGACUACAACUGCCCCGAAUGCGACAAAGCGUUUGCUCGCAAGGACAACAUGAUGGAGCAUUUUAGAGGAGUGCACAAGAAUCGUGUAUCUUCCAAGAAGCGCGGUCGUCGAUCUUCCGUCUUGUCUGAUAGGGAAGUUGGAGAAGACGCCGAUCGUAUCGCGGCUGAACGCGCAGCAAAGCGGCAGAAGAAUUCAGAGAAGACCUUCAGAAAUGCACGAGCUGCUAGAGACAGCUCGGUCGAAUCUGCAGGUACAACUGACUCUUCCUUGACGGACCUUACCUCCUCCGCCGAGGACCGUCGCCCUCCAGCGGCAGGCAGUUCUGGUAGCGGCACAAUGACACAACUGACGCAUGCUCUCGAACUUUCCGCCAACACUCCCCACGCGAACCUCGACCACGCUGUCAAAGCGACUGCUGUAGGCCUGGCUAAAGAUCCGGCAACAUUACUCGCUCGUUUGGAAGCUAAGAUGGAUGCUCUUCUUACUCGCCAGAAUACUGCUCCAGCCCACUUGUCCUCCUCCGGCACCAGCACCCCAAACGGCACACAUACGCAACCCGGCGCCGAACAUGCGAUCUGGUCCUCUGCAAUGAGCCUCCUCAACAUCGCCACUUCCCUCGAUCACAACGCCUUGGACGGUCAGAGCCCCGAGCUUGUUCAGUUCGUCGCUCGCUUGACCAAGACUGCCGCAGAGGCCGUCAUCCGUGCAUCAGAUAGUGCGAAGCAACUUGCCCUGACUGCGAAGAGUGUUAGCGAGAUGCUGGAAGAUUACGAUGGAUUUGACGAGCAAAUUUCGCCUAUUCCCAAGAGUCCUAUUCGCGAGAGUGACUGAUUGAGAUGACGGCAUGCGGAUACUGCGGCUACGUUCUUCUCCUUACGGCUUACGUCUUUUCUACUGUUUCUCUUUCCUUUGGAGCGUUACGAAAGCGAGUACACACGGUGGCGUCUGAGAGCAUUGAGAGGACCCCGUGGAUGUGCAUAAGGCAGGAACGGUACGAUUAAUGGGUACAGUUAAUUCAAGGAUCAAAUGUCCGGGCAGAGCACGUUGUCUGGAGAAGAGAAACAACCUGGUGUCGAUGAGGGAAUGCAUCGCUGGUGUGCCGGCUGGUUGCUGGCUGCUUUACUACUGCGUGCUUACCUCUGCACAGAGACAAGGAUGUUGCUCUUAGUGUUUGGUCCGUUACAUUGCUGUCGUGUAUCAUAUUUCAGUCUCCGAC